CCGCCGCGGGACUAUCUGGUCCCGGCAGCAGCGAUGUCCCCCGGCAGGAAUGUCCCUCCUCAGAUAAUGUUAUUUAUAUCUCUGGGCGGGUCCGCGGCUCGGCAGCACCAGGCGCCCGGCGGCCGCUGUGCCAGGAGCCCCGCGCUGCCCUCUUUCCCCUGCGCCGCCUUUGCCGCCCCCGGGCUCGGGGUGGCCGCUGCUACAGCCCCAGGGCAGAGAUGUGUGGAUAGAAGCCACUCCAUGACUGACAUUUCUGUGACACAAGAAAGAAUACAUAGAAGACUUCUCAGCUAAGCGGGGUAGAGCUUCCCUGUCUAUAGGAGUUCUGGGUGAGAAGCUGCUGCUUUCAUCAAUGUUUCAGAGGCUCUUCCAUGAAGACUGAGGCAGGCGCGGCUGCUGAGAGCCUGCUGACAUGACUUCGGCCACGGAGUAUGAAAACGUGGGCAACCAGCCACCGUACAGCCGGAUCAAUGCCCGCUGGGAUGCCCCGGACGAUGAGCUGGAUAAUGACAACAGCUCGGCCAGGCUCUUUGAGAGGUCCCGGAUCAAGGCCCUGGCAGAUGAACGGGAAGUUGUUCAGAAGAAGACCUUCACAAAAUGGGUGAACUCAAACCUGGCUCGUGUGCCCUGCCGCAUCACUGACCUCUACAAGGACCUGCGGGAUGGGCGGAUGCUUAUCAAGCUGCUGGAAGUGCUGUCUGGAGAGAUGCUGCCAAAGCCCACCAAGGGGAAGAUGCGUAUCCACUGCCUGGAGAAUGUGGAUAAGGCCCUGCAGUUCCUCAGGGAGCAGCGUGUGCACCUGGAGAACAUGGGCUCCCACGACAUCGUGGACGGCAACCACCGCCUGGUCCUGGGCCUCAUCUGGACCAUCAUCCUCCGCUUCCAGAUUCAGGACAUUAUUGUCGAAACUCAGGAAGGCCAUGAGACACGCUCUGCCAAGGAUGCAUUGCUCUUAUGGUGCCAGAUGAAGACGGCAGGCUACCCCCAUGUCAAUGUCACCAACUUUACCUCCAGCUGGAAGGAUGGCCUGGCCUUUAAUGCCCUGAUACACAAGCACCGGCCCGACCUGAUUGACUUUAAUAAGCUGAAGGACUCUAAUGCCCGACACAACCUGGAGCACGCAUUCAAUGUGGCUGAGCGUCAGCUGGGCAUCAUCCCGCUCCUUGACCCCGAAGAUGUUUUCACAGAAAACCCAGAUGAGAAAUCCAUUAUUACCUAUGUGGUGGCGUUUUACCACUACUUCUCCAAGAUGAAGGUGCUGGCAGUGGAGGGCAAGCGCGUUGGCAAGGUAAUUGACCAUGCCAUUGAGACCGAGAAGAUGAUUGAAAAGUACAGUGGGCUGGCCUCGGACCUGCUUAUCUGGAUCGAGCAGACCAUCACUGUCCUGAACAGCCGCAACUUUGCCAACUCCCUGAUGGGCGUCCAGCAACAACUACAGGCCUUCAGCACCUACCGCACUGUGGAGAAGCCUCCCAAGUUUCAGGAGAAGGGGAAUCUGGAAGUCCUGCUUUUUACCAUCCAGUCCCAGAUGAGAGCCAACAAUCAGAAAGUGUAUACACCGCAUGAUGGGAAACUAGUUUCUGACAUCAACCGGGCCUGGGAAAGCUUGGAGGAAGCUGAAUAUCAGCGGGAGCUGGCUCUGAGAAAUGAGCUCAUUCGGCAGGAGAAACUGGAGCAGUUGGCCCGCCGCUUUGACAGGAAGGCUGCAAUGAGAGAGACAUGGCUCAAUGAAAACCAGCGCCUCGUGGCCCAGGAUAACUUUGGGCAUGACCUGGCAGCUGUGGAGGCAGCCAAGAAGAAGCACGAGGCCAUUGAGACUGACACGGCUGCCUACGAGGAGCGCGUGAGGGCCCUGGAGGACCUGGCCCAGGAGCUGGAGCAGGAGGACUACCAUGACCAGAAGCGUAUCAUGGCCCGCAAGGACAACAUCCUACGCCUGUGGAGCUAUCUGCAGGAGCUGCUGAGGUCCCGCCGCCAAAGGCUUGAAAUGACCCUAGAACUGCAAAAGCUCUUCCAGGACAUGCUGCACAGCAUCGACUGGAUGGACGAGAUCAAGGCUCACCUCUUGUCAGCCGAGUUUGGGAAGCACUUAUUGGAGGUCGAAGACUUGCUACAGAAGCACAAGCUGAUGGAGGCUGACAUCGCCAUCCAAGGGGACAAAGUGAAAGCCAUCACCACAGCCACGCUGCAGUUCACUGAAGAGAAAGGGUACCAGCCUUGUGACCCCCAGGUUAUCCAGGACCGUGUCAGCCACCUGGAGCAGUGCUUCGAGGAGCUGAGCAACAUGGCAGCUGGGCGGAAGGCACAGCUGGAGCAGUCAAAGCGGCUCUGGAAGUUCUUCUGGGAGAUGGAUGAGGCCGAGAGCUGGAUCAAGGAGAAGGAACAGAUCUAUUCCUCCCUGGACUAUGGCAGGGACCUGACCAGCGUACUCAUCUUGCAACGCAAGCACAAGGCCUUUGAGGAUGAGCUCCGUGGGCUGGACGCCCACCUGGAGCAGAUCUUUGAGGACGCUGAUGGCAUGGUUGCACGGAAGCAGUUUGGGCACCCGCAGAUCAAGGCCCGGAGGGAGGAGGUGUCCGCCCAGUGGAACCAGCUGAAGGAGCUGGCUGACUUCCGCAAGAAGAACCUCCAGGAUGCUGAGAACUUCUUCCAGUUCCAGGGUGAUGCAGAUGACCUGAAGGCUUGGCUGAAAGAUGCCAACCGGCUGCUCUCAGGCGAAGACAUAACACAGGGUGAAGGGGCCAUACGGGCCCUGGAGAAGAAGCACAGGGACUUCCUAGAGGAACUGGAGGCCAGCUGCCGAGUGAUGGAGCAGCUGGAAGAGCAGGCCCAGAGUUUCCCCCAAGAGUUUCGGGAUUCCCCAGAUGUGACUAAUCGGCUGCAGGCCCUCCGGGAGCUCUACCAGCAGGUGGUGGCCCAGGCCAACCUGCGUCGGCAGAGACUGCAGGACAUCCUGGACCUGUACACAGUAUUUGGGGAGACAGACGCCUGUAAACUGUGGAUGGAUGAGAAGGAGAAGUGGCUGGACAAGAUGGAAAUGCCAGACACGCUGGAGGACCUGGAGGUCGUGCAGCACAGGUUUGAAAUCCUGGACGAGGACAUGGAGACUUUGAAGACGCAGAUUGAUGGUGUGAACGCUGCAGCCAACAGCCUGGUAGAGAAUGGCCACCCUCGUAGUGGAGAAGUGGUGCAGUGCCAGGAAGGCCUGAAUUCCAGGUGGCAGGCAUUCCAGACCAUUGUGUCAGACCGGCGGCAGAAAGUGAACUCGGCACUCCGGAUGCACAACUUCUGCGUGGACUGUGAGGAGAUUAGCAAGUGGAUCGUGGACAAGACAGAAGUAGUGAAAUCCACAAAGGACCUGGACCAGGAUCUGGCAGGCAUCAUCGCCAUCCAGCGGAAGCUGUCAGGGUUGGAGCGUGACGUGGACACCAUCAAGUCCCGUGUGGGUGACCUGGCACGUGAGUCACAGUGGCUGAUGGAGUCUCACCCUGAGCAGAGGGAGGACAUUGGCCGGCGGCAGGUGUAUGUGGAGGACCUGUGGAAGGAACUGCAGCAAGCACUGGAGGACCAGGAGGUCUCACUGGGUAAAGCCAGCCAGUUGCAGGAAUUCCUGCGGGAACUGGAUGACUUCCAGGCUUGGCUGUCCAAGGCCCAGAAGGCCGUGGCCUCUGAGCACAUGCCUGAGUCCCUCCCAGAAGCCGAAGAGCUCCAAACGCAGCAUAAAAACAUUGAGAAAGAGAUUGAAGGGCACCAAAAAUCCUACCAGCAUGUCAAGGAAUCUGGAGAGAAGGUGAUCCAUGGCCAGACAGACCCAGAGUAUCAGCUGCUGGGCCAGCGGCUGGAGGGCCUGGAUACUGGUUGGGAUGCCCUACGGCGGAUGUGGGAGAGCCGCAGCCACUCCCUUGCCCAGUGCCUUGAAUUCCAGAAGUUCCAGAGAGAUGCCAAGCAGGCUGAAGCUAUCCUCAGCAACCAGGAAUAUACUCUGGCUCACUGGGAGCUUCCAAACUCCCUAGAAGCUGCAAAUGCUGGCAUGCAGAAAUUUGAGGAUUUCUGUGCAUCUAUGGAGAACACCCAGGAUAAGGUCUUGAGUCCUAUGGACUCUGGAAGCAGGCUGGUAGCUGAGGAAAGCUUCUACUCAGACAAGAUCAAGGAGAAGGUGCAGCUGAUUGCGGACAGGCACGAGAGUAACAAGACGAAGGCCAAGGAGGUUGCGGUUCUUCUGAAGAACAACCUAGAACUCCAGCAGUUCCUCCAGAACUGCCAGGAGCUCAGUCUCUGGAUCAAUGACAAGCUGCUGACACCUCAGGAUGUCUCCUACGAUGAUGUGCGAAACCUUCACAACAAAUGGCAGAAGCAUCGGGAAUUUAUGGCAGAGCUCGCUUCUCAUCAAGCGCAGCUAGAGAUCAUUGAUGCAGAAGGAAAGCAGCUGAUGGAGGAGAAGCCCCAGUUCAAAGACCAAGUAUCCCAGAAGCUGGAAGCCUUGCACCAGCUCUGGAAUGAGCUUCAGACCACCACGCAGGAAAAGGCCCAACACCUCUCAGCUGCCUGGAACUCCUACCUGCGCUCACAGAUCCACGCUGACCUCAGUAAGUGGAUCAGUGCCAUGGAGGACCAGCUGCAGUCGGACCCGGGAAAGGACCUGACCAGUGUCAACCGGAUGUUGGCUAAGCUGAAGCGCGUGGAGGACCAAGUGAAUGUGCGGAAGGAGGAGCUGGGGGAGCUGUUUGCCGAGGCGCCCUCCCAGAGAGAGGAGGUGGGAGAUGCAGAUUUGAACAUGGAGAAGAGGUUCCUGGACCUCCUGGAGCCCCUGGGGAGGAGGAAGAAGCAGCUGGAAUCAUCCAGAGACAAGCUGCAGAUCAGCCGGGACUUAGAGGAUGAGACGCUCUGGGUGGAGGAGAGGCUGCCUCUGGCCCAGUCGGAUGACUACGGCACUAACCUGCAAACUGUGCAGCUGUUCAUGAAGAAGAACCAGACGCUGCAGAAUGAGAUCCUGGGCCACGUGCCACGGGUGGAGGACGUGCUGCAGAGAGGGCGGCAGCUGGUGGAGGCAGGGGAGAUUGACUGUGAGGACAUCAAGGAGCACCUGGAACAACUGCAGAGCUCAUGGAAUACGCUGCGGGAGGCAGCAGCCAGGCGGCUUCAGCGCCUGCGGGACACCAACGAGGCGCAACAGUACUACCUGGAUGCCGGCGAGGCCCAGGCCUGGAUCAGCGAGCAGGAGUACUACGUCAUCUCCGAUGAGGUCCCCGAGGAUGAAGAGGGCGCCAUUGUGAUGCUGAAGCGGCACUUGCGGCAGAAGCGCAAGUUGGAGGAGUAUGAGAGGAACAUCAAGCAGCUGGCCGGCAGGGCCCAGAGCCUGAUGUCUGCAGGCCACCCUGAAGGGGAACAGAUCAUCAGACUUCAGGGGCAAGUGGAAAAGCAUUAUGCAGGGCUAAAGUUCAUGGCAGAGGAACGCAAGCGGAAGCUGGAGAACAUGUACCACCUGUUCCAGCUGAAGAGGGAGACAGAUGACUUGGAGCAGUGGAUUGCAGAAAAGGAGCUGGUGGCCUCUUCCCAAGAAAUGGGGCAAGACUUUGACCAUGUUACUCUGCUCCGGGACAAGUUCCGGGACUUUGCCCGGGAGACAGGGGCGAUCGGACAGGAGCGGGUGGACUACGUGAAUGCCAUCAUUGACCAGCUCAUCGACGCGGGCCACAGCGAGGCAGCCACCAUCGCCGAGUGGAAGGAUGGGUUAAAUGAGAUGUGGGCAGACCUGCUGGAGCUUAUUGACACACGCAUGCAGCUGCUGGCCACCUCCUACGACCUGCACCGCUACUUCUACACAGGCACCGAGAUCCUGGGCCUUAUUGAUGAGAAGCACCGCGAACUGCCUGAGGAUGUGGCACUGGACGCCAGCACCGCUGAGUCCUUCCACCGGGUGCACACUGCCUUUGAGCGGGAGCUUCACCUGCUGGGCGUGCAGGUGCAGCAGUUCCAGGACGUGGCUACCCGGCUGCAGGCGGCAUAUGCUGGGGAGAAGGCAGACUCCAUCCAGGGCAAGGAACAGGAGGUGUCUGCUGCCUGGCAAGCACUGCUCGACGCCUGUGCGGGACGCCGUGCCCAGCUGGUGGACACGGCUGAUACAUUCCGCUUCUUCAGCAUGGCCCGAGACCUCCUUUCCUGGAUGGAGAGCAUCAUCCGGCAGAUGGACACCCAGGAGAAGCCCAGGGAUGUCUCCUCGGUGGAGCUGCUCAUGAAGUAUCACCAGGGUAUCAAGGCAGAGAUUGAAACCCGGAGCAAGAACUUUAGCACCUGCCUAGAGCUUGGCGAGUCCCUGCUGCAGCGGCAGCCCCAGGCCCCAGAGGAGAUCAGGCAGAAACUGGAGCAGGUGGUGUCCAAGAGGAAGGAGAUGAACGAGAAGUGGGAGGCCCGUCAGGAGCAUCUCUGCAUGUUGCUGGAAGUGUGCCGCUUCUCGAGGGACGCCUCCGUGGCUGAAGCGUGGCUGAUCGCCCAGGAGCCCUACCUGGCCAGCCAGGACUUUGGACACACAGUGGAUGGUGUGCAGAAGCUCCUCAAGAGGCAUGAGGCUUUUGAGAAAUCCACAGCCAGCUGGGCGGAGCGCUUUGCCGCCCUGGAGAAGCCCACCACGCUUGAGCUAAAGGAACGCCAGACCCCGGAGAGACCCGAGGAGGAGACGGGGCCUCAAGAGGAGGAAGGCGAGACAGCAGGGGAGGAUCCCCAAGGCCCCCAUCACACGGCCACCAAGAGAACGUCCCCGGGGGAAGAAGAGAGGCAGUGGCCUCAGGAUCUGCAGCCACCACCCCCUCUGGGGCCACAUGGGGAGAAAUCCAGCAGAGAUGACAGGCUUGCCACCGAGCCUCUUUUUAAGGUCCUGGACACACCUCUAAGCGAGGGUGAUGAGCCUACAACACUGCCAGCCCAGCAGGACCACGGACACGGUGUGCAGAUGGAGGGCUACCUGGGCCGCAAGCAUGACCUGGAGGGGCCCAACAAGAAGGCGUCCAACAGGUCCUGGAACAACCUGUACUGUGUGCUCAGGAAUAGUGAGCUGACCUUCUACAAGGAUGCCAAGAACCUGGCUCUGGGGGUACCCUACCAUGGGGAGAAUCCCCUGGCCCUGAGACAUGCCAUCUGUGAGAUUGCUACCAACUACAAGAAGAAGAAACAUGUCUUCAAGCUGAGGUUGAGCAAUGGCAGCGAGUGGCUCUUCCAUGGCAAAGAUGAGGAGGAGAUGCUGUCCUGGCUGCAGGGUUUGAGCACUGCCAUCAACGAGUCCCAGAGCAUCCGUGUCAAGGCCCAGAGCCUGCCUCUGCCCUCCAUCGCCGGCCUUGAUGCCAGCCUUGGCAAGAAGGACAAGGAGAAGAGAUUCAGCUUCUUCCCCAAAAAGAAGUAG
Molecule: messenger RNA, 7393 nt
Organism: Manis javanica (Malayan pangolin)
Lineage: Eukaryota; Metazoa; Chordata; Mammalia; Pholidota; Manidae
Gene: SPTB
Product: spectrin beta, erythrocytic
Cellular component (GO): spectrin
Molecular function (GO): structural constituent of cytoskeleton; phospholipid binding; actin binding
Source: RefSeq, a predicted model, not a curated record